AUGUGCGUCAAAGUUGUGCAGGAAUAUGAAAGGGUCGUGGUAUUUCGACUAGGUCGCUUAAUGCCUGGUGGUGCGAAAGGCCCCGGUAUAUGCUUUAUUGUACCAUGCAUAGAUACUUACCGUAAAAUCGAUCUACGUGUAAUCUCAUUCGAAGUGCCUCCUCAAGAGAUUCUUUCCAAGGAUUCGGUAACCGUAGCUGUAGAUGCAGUUGUAUAUUUUCGGAUAUCAAAUGCUACUGUAUCAGUUACUAAUGUUGAAGACGCUGCGAGAUCAACAAAGCUACUUGCGCAAACAACAUUAAGAAAUAUUCUUGGAACGAAAACUUUAACCGAAAUGCUUUCUGAUCGAGAAGCUAUUUCUUUACAAAUGCAGAUAACUCUUGAUGAAGCUACAGAACCUUGGGGAGUGAAAGUGGAGAGAGUAGAAGUAAAAGAUGUCCGACUCCCCAUUCAACUUCAACGUGCUAUGGCUGCAGAAGCUGAAGCAGCACGUGAAGCUCGAGCUAAGGUGAUCGUUGCGGAAGGUGAACAGAAAGCAUCACGAGCUCUUAAAGAGGCCGCUGAAGUAAUCGCCCAAUCACCAUCUGCCUUGCAAUUACGAUAUUUGCAAACUUUGAACUCAAUAAGUGCAGAGAAAAAUUCGACAAUAAUCUUUCCGCUUCCCAUUGAUUUAUUGUCAUCAUUUUUUCAUCGUGCCGCUUCCAAGGUGAUGACUAAAACACAUUCCAGCUGACAAUAUUGCUAUCAGAAACGAGCA
Molecule: messenger RNA, 756 nt
Organism: Loa loa (African eye worm)
Lineage: Eukaryota; Metazoa; Nematoda; Chromadorea; Rhabditida; Onchocercidae
Exons: 9
Coding region: 1-732 (243 amino acids)
Cellular component (GO): plasma membrane
Source: RefSeq, a predicted model, not a curated record